AUGGAUCAAUUCAGUAAUAUUUCACCUAAUCUCCCGUUACCAGCAACACAAAAGAAAUAUGUAACGCAUCGAAGGACAGUAGAUGUCAGCUCCCCCUUUACCAGACUCUAUUUCUAUAGGAAACAUGGACUCUCGACAACUCCAGUCAUAGAACCAGAAACGUCAUAUUCAGCAGAUAUUUUACCACCAGAUACAUAUAAGGGACAUAGUAAUCAUCGAAUCAUUAACCUGGCUUGCAAAUUCACACAUUUAAGUUCCAAUAAAGUAAAACACGUUAUUCCUGCUAUUACAUGGACACCAGAGGGAAGGCGACUUGUUGUUGCUACGUACAAUGGUGAAUUCUCAUUAUGGAAUGGGACAUCUUUCAAUUUUGAAAGUUUAAUGCAAGCUCAUGAUUCAGCGGUUAGUUGUAUACAGUAUAGUCAUGCUGGGGAUUGGAUGUGUAGUGGAGAUGCCGAUGGAGGUAUUAAAAUAUGGCAGCCAAAUUUUAACAUGGUCAAAGAAUUUGAAAACGCUCACACAGAAUGUAUUAGAGAUAUUUCAUUUAGUAAUAAUGAUUCUAAAUUUGUUACAUGUUCGGAUGAUAAUGUUUUGAAGAUUUGGAAUUUCAGUAACGGACAGGUGGAGAGGACGUUAUCUGGUCACCAUUGGGAUAUUAAGAGUUGUGAUUGGCAUCCUGAGAUGGGAUUAAUUGUCUCUGCUUCUAAAGAUAACCUGGUUAAGUUAUGGGAUCCAAGAUCUGGGCAAUGUAUUUCAACGAUUAUCAAGUUUAAACAUACAGUACUAAAAACAAGAUUUCAACCAACGAGAGGUAACUUACUGGCAGCCAUAUCUAAAGAUAAAUCGUGUAGAGUAUUUGAUAUAAGGCACUCAAUGAAAGAACUUAUGUGUGUAAGAGAUGAAGUAGAUUAUAUGACUUUAACAUGGAACCCAAUUAAUGAAUCGAUGUUCACGGUGGGGAACUAUGACGGUGCGAUGAAAUAUUUUGAUUUGCUACAGGACCUUGAGGGACCAUCUCACGUGAUACCGUAUGCUCACGACAAAUGUGUCACAUCGAUGGCAUAUAAUCCUGCAGGGAAUAUAUUGGCAAGCGCCUCGAAGGAUAGAACAAUUCGAUUUUGGACAAGAGCUAAACCUGUGGAUCCAAAUGCAUAUGAUGAUCCAACAUAUAAUAAUGAGAAAGUCAAUGGUUGGUUUUUCGGGAUUAAUAAUAAUAUUAACGCUGUAAGAGAGAAAACUGAGCAUGGUGCAGCACCACCUGUUCUAAAUUCCACGGAUAUUCCAUCUAAUUUAACCACCACUUCUUCCUCAACAAAUACCGGUGAUUUCAGUUUACCUGGCCUGACAUCCACCACCAAAACUGGAGCCCUCCCGGGAUUGGGUUAA
Naumovozyma castellii is the source of this 1386-nucleotide messenger RNA. It is a transcript of the gene PFS2, whose product is annotated as cleavage polyadenylation factor subunit PFS2. Bases 1 to 1386 code for a protein of 461 amino acids. The transcript has a single exon. The record is from RefSeq and is a predicted model, not a curated record. Lineage: Eukaryota; Fungi; Ascomycota; Saccharomycetes; Saccharomycetales; Saccharomycetaceae.